ACCAUGAGGCUGGUCCUGUGUUUUGCACUGGUCAUCCUGGCUCUUUGUUGCUAUGAAGCUAAUGCUAAAAUCUGUGAAGCUGUUAUGCGUGAAAGCACGAUCUUCAUAACGAAGAGCGAGAAAGAGCUGGAGGAGGAACUUAAGAAAUAUGAUGCACCUCCAGAGGCUGUGCAAGCUAAACUGGAAGCGAAGAAAUGUGUAGACGAGCACUUGAAUUUUUUUCACAAAAUAGGAGUAGCAGCCAUAUUGGUCUUUCCAAAGUCCUCUUCCAUGGAGCACUGGUUUGUCAACAUUUCUGCUCCUGGAGCUGCCUGA
Messenger RNA from Peromyscus eremicus (cactus mouse), 315 nucleotides. Its product is annotated as secretoglobin family 1D member 4-like. The record is from RefSeq and is a predicted model, not a curated record. The transcript is spliced from 3 exons. NCBI's taxonomy places the organism in Eukaryota, Metazoa, Chordata, Mammalia, Rodentia, Cricetidae. Bases 4 to 315 code for a protein of 103 amino acids.